UCGGUUUUCUACCAGCCAACAGUGUAUAAAUUGACGUGCUUGACGUCCGGAGAGAUACGGAGCGAAGGCCUUCACAUCAGUUUCUAUUUCCCAAAAACCCACGCUCAGAGGGAAAAGUAGCCAACUUGCAAGAUGCCUCAAAACUGGAGACUUCGUCGAUAUGUUGCUCUGAUCACCCUUCUUAGCAUUGGUAAUGCUGAGGAUCCUCUUGGUAAUGCUGAGGAUCCUCUCUUCCACUGUCUGCAUGACCCUGAUUAUUGUGAACUUCUGGCCAUUAUAAAGCAUGGCCUGCCUCCUCCUCAGAGGCCUCUGCAUGUGGCUAUAAUUGGGGCAGGCAUGGCUGGACUGACUGCAGCAAAGGUUUUGGAGGAUGCUGGACAUAAGGUGACAAUCAUUGAGGCCAGUCCUCGAAUAGGUGGCCGAGUGGAGACCUAUAGGAAUGAGAGUGAGGGCUGGUAUGCUGAAAUGGGAGCCAUGCGGAUCCCAAGUAUGCACAAAAUUCUACUAGCACUUGUGGACAAAUUCGGCCUUCUGUUGAAUACUUUUAUUGAAGAGAACAUCAACACAUUUUACUAUGUCAAUGGAUUGCUUGAAAGAACCUACAAAGUGCAACACAACCCAAAUGUGCUACAGUACCAUGUGUCUGAGAGUGAAUGUGGAAAAUCAGCUGAACAACUUUUCAGCCAAGCACUUCAAAAGAUUAGUGAGGACGUUAAAAGAGAAGGUUGCAAAAAAGCACUGAAGAAAUACGACUCUUUUUCUGUAAAGGAAUACCUGGUGAAAGAGACUAACCUGAGCAGUGGGGCUCUGCGCAUGAUUGGAGACAUCCUGAAUGAGAACAGCUUUUUCUAUACGUCGUUGAUAGAGGCACUGUAUCUGCAGUCUGAUAUACAGGACAAGAUUGUGUAUAAGGAACUUGUGGGUGGUUUUGACACACUCCCGAAUGCAUUUUAUGAAGCUCUCCAUUGCCCAAUUCUUCUAAACUCGAAAGUCAAACGCAUAACCCAAUCACGAAGUGGGGCCACUGUGUACUAUCAAGACUCACACCAGCCCCCCUCUCUGUCCCAUGUCACUGCUGAUUAUGUCCUUGUCACUGCAACAGCCAAAGCCACUCUGUUCAUUGAGUUUGAGCCGCGGUUGUCGGACAUUAAGAUGGAGGCGCUGCGCUCCGUGCACUACUCCAGCUCCACCAAGGUGGUGCUCAGCUUCAACGACAAAUUCUGGGAAAGUGACGGAAUCUACGGCGGAAGGUCCAUAACAGACCGGCCGGCGCGGUUCAUCUACUACCCGAGCCACGGCUUCUCUGGGAAGGGCGGGGCGCUGCUGGCGUCCUACACCUGCUCCGAUGACGCCAGUCUCCUAGACGGGAUCAGGGAUGAGGACCUGAUGCGGCUGAUGCUCGAUGACUUGGUGAAGAUUCACGGGGAGGGCAUCCGGAGCAAGUGGACGGGGGGUGUGGUGAAAAAGUGGGAUCUGGACCCGUACAGCCUGGGGGCCUUUGCCAUCUUCACACCCUACCAGAAGACGCACUACGCCUCCGCGCUGUUCCAGAGUGAGAAAAGGAUUCACUUUGCAGGCGAGCACACGGCGCUGCCCCACGGCUGGAUAGAGACCUCCAUGAAGUCUGCCCUAAGAGCUGCUAAAAACAUCAACGCGCUGGCUGUUAAAGCGACAUGAUCCUCACACAAAUUUGUGCUGCACUGCAGGGUCAUUCAAUGGUGCUAGGUCAGAAGUCUUGCUGGAAUUACCUGUAUUGGUGCAGUUUAGGGUAAUAAUAGCAUGUUUUGUUAAUUUAUUGAAACUUUAAUACUCCGUUUGUGUCAGGCUAUGAAAUGGUCUGUCAGACACAGCUGAAAUCUCAUCUCAAAGAUGAUUUAUCCAGUUUGCUGUGGUGAGGUAGAGUUUAAUUCAAGUGAUCAGGAUUUGCAGAUGUGUCACAAAUGUGUAUGAUUCUUCAUUAGCAUAUUAACAUAUAUAACAUAGAAUAGCAGUAUGUUUGGAUGAGGAAGAAUGAACACUGAAAAGUGCACACUGUCUGAUGCAUGGCAAUAACUAGGUGAUACCCAAGGCCUAUUUUGCAUAUAAAGGGUAGAGUCAUUCAAAUAUUUGGAAAUCCUUGGAGAAAACAUCACACUGUCCAUAGAAACCAAUAGAAAUGUAAAGUGAGUAAACUUGAGUGUGUUUCUCAGGAAUGCUACCACAGCUGGUGUCUGAUUUAGUACUGGAUUUUAACAAUGAAAGGUGUGCUUUUAUUAGACUUGUGUGUUUUACCCAGAUACAGUAGUGGGAUAUAAAUCCCAUUUCAGUUUCAAAGGUUAAAGAAAUGCAAGUGAGUGUCAUGGUACGUAUGCCCAGAUGACAAUCACUCAACCUGGGUUUGAUUCCCGAACAGGCCUUAUUUUAUUGUGUUAUGAUAAUUUUGUAAAUUUGUUCUGCAAGCUAACUUUGCUCUCUGUCUGACACCAAUGUCAGAAUGAACUGAAUUGUGUUCUGAUUUCUUUUACUUUGUUUUGUGAAAUCUCCAUGAGCUUGUUUAAACAAUGAUAAAAACACCAACUG
Molecule: messenger RNA, 2559 nt
Organism: Alosa alosa (allis shad)
Lineage: Eukaryota; Metazoa; Chordata; Actinopteri; Clupeiformes; Clupeidae
Product: L-amino-acid oxidase-like
Exons: 8
Coding region: 133-1677 (514 amino acids)
Biological process (GO): amino acid catabolic process
Molecular function (GO): L-amino-acid oxidase activity; polyamine oxidase activity
Source: RefSeq, a predicted model, not a curated record